AUUUGACUUUAACAGUUUCUACUACUUGUGUGACUUCAUUGAGUCGCCUUUGUAUGCAGGACUUCCUCAAUUUAAAAAACUUUACAGAAGAAUCGUCUGGAGGUACGGCAGACAGAAUGUCUGCCGUUAUGAACGUUCUCCUUGUGGGCUUCCUGCUUCACAGUGUCCACUGUAAUGGCUUUAGUGUCUCUCUGCCACAACAACUGGAGGCUGUGCGUGGAUCCUGUUUGACAAUACCCUGCUCCUUUACAAUCAGGGAUGAGUAUAUUACAAACCUGAACAGUGGAUGUAGAUCAGAAUGGAGAGAUGUCAGCAAUGAACAGACAAAAAUACAAUUCACAAGACCAACAACAGGAGACUUAACCCAGAAGAACUGCACCACAACAGUGUAUAACAUCACUGAGGACCAGGGGAAAGAAGCUAACUUUAGACUGGACUGUGCCAAUCCUCUAAUAUGGACAUUUAAAGAUAAAACAAUGAAUAUUAAAGUGAAUGAAGCCCCGCCCACCCCUACACUGACUCCGUCCUCUGUGAGUGUGAGUGAGGGGCAGUCAGUGAGUGUGCAGUGCUCUGUUCCUGUCCCGUGUCUGUCUCUCCCUCCCACUCUGACAUGGAGCCCUGUCCUGGGGGACAUUCAGGAGACUCUGCAGGAGCAACUGGACAAGACAUAUGUCAAAGUGUCCACUCUCACCUUCACUCCUUCUGACUAUAAGACAAGCCUGUCAUGCUCUGCAGUCUACAGCAGGGGAGAUGGGACUGUUUCAAGUUCUAGUGCAACAGCUCAGAUCACAUGUGACCUCUGUCCUAAGUUCAAGGUUUUUCUGCCACAAAACAUAAAGGCUCUGCGAGGAUCCUGUGUGACAAUUCCCUGUUCAUUUCAAAUCCAGAACAAACAUGAAACCAAUUUGAACAGUGGAUGUAGAGCUUUAUGGCAAGAUACCAAUCACAAUGCACUUCCAAAUACAAGACAGGAAACUGGAGAUUUAACUCAGAAAAACUGCACCACAACAUUUAAUAACAUUGGUCCACAACACAAUAAAACACAUUUCUUCAAAGUGGAAUGUGAAAAUCCACUGAGAUAUACAUUUAAACAGGCAGGAGUGACGAUACAAGUCAUAGAAGCCCCGCCCACCCCUACACUGACUCCGUCCUCUGUGAGUGUGAGUGAGGGGCAGUCAGUGAGUGUGCAGUGCUCUGUUCCUGUCCCGUGUCUGUCUCUCCCUCCCACUCUGACAUGGAGCCCUGUCCUGGGGGACAUUCAGGAGACUCUGCAGGAGCAACCGGACAAGACCUAUGUCAAAGUGUCCACUCUCAACUUCAAUGCAUCUGAGCCAAAGAUAACGCUAUCAUGCUUUGCACACUACAACAGGGAAGAUGGGACUACUGUGUCAAGUGGUGUUGCAACAGCUCAGAUUAUGUGUGACCAGUGUCCUAAAUUUGGUGUCUCUCUACCACAGAACAUAAAGGCUCUGCAAGGAGCCUGUGUGACAAUACCCUGUUCAUUUCAAAUCGAGAACAAAUAUAAACCCAGCUUGGAUAGUGCAUGUAACCCAUUGUGGAAGGAUAUCAGUGGAAAGACACUUUUAAACACAGAGCAAACAGGAAAUUUAACACAUAAAAACUGCACCACAACCUUUCAUGACAUUGGUCCCCAACACAACCAGAAAUAUUUCUUCAGAGUGGAAUGUAACAAUCCACUGAAAUACACAUUUGUUGAGACAGGAGUGACCAUACAAGCCAUAGAAGCCCCACCCAUACUUACACUGACUCCAUCCUCUGUGAGUGUGAGUGAGGGGCAGUCAGUGAGUGUGCAGUGCUCUGCUCCUGUCCCGUGUCUGUCUCUCCCUCCCACUCUGACAUGGAGCCCUGUCCUGGGGGACAUUCAGGAGACUCUGCAGGAGCAACUGGACAAGACCUAUGUCAAAGUGUCCACUCUCACCUUCACUGCUUCUCACCUCCAUCAUAAGAAAAUCAUAACAUGCUCUGCAGACUACAGCAAAGAAGACAGAUCUCUGUCCCAUACGAGUGUGCAGAUUACGUCUUUUGUCACAUAUCAACCAAGAAACACCACCAUACUUUCUUCUAAUCCAGUGACAGAACACAGUAAUAUGUCACUGAGUUGCAGCAGUGAUGCCAACCCAGCUGUACAGCACUACCACUGGUAUAAAACUGAUGGAGGAACUCACACUCUGAUCGGAAACUCAUCUGUUUUAAACAUGAAAGCCUCCAGAGAUACUACUGCUAUUUUCUGUGAGGUUAAGAAUGAACUUGGGACUGAGAACUCUACUGUCACUCAUUUAGACAUCCAGUAUCCACCUAGAAAUACAACUAUGACAGUCACCCCCUCUGGCCCUGUGACAGAACACAGUGAUAUGUCACUGAGCUGCAGCAGUGACGCCAACCCAAGUGUCUUCCACUGGUAUAAAACUGAUGGAGGAACUCACACUCUGAUCGGAAACUCAUCUGCUUUAAACAUGAAAGCCUCUAGAGAUACUACUGCUAUUUUCUGUGAGGUCCAAAAUCAUCUGGGAAUGGAUAAUUCUUUUGUAAAACAGCUGGAUGUACAGUUCCCUCCACAGAUCGUGGGCCCUUCAGAGUGCUCUGGAGACUCAGCCCAGAUGAAGUGUGUGUGUGAGACUGAGGGGAACCCCAUUCCCCUGAUACAGUGGAGUUUUCCAGGAGUCUCCCCAAACAUCUCCAUCAUCAGUGAGCCUCUGAGUGACAAAGCUCUAAGAAGUGUCCUCACUGUUAUUAAACCCCAGUGGAGAGAUUCAGUCACUUUGGUCUGUCACAGCAGCAACUCUCUGGGAUCUGACACACAGAGUUUUAGAGCUCUUGCACUCCACUGGCAAGAUCGGCCCCAAAAUAUCAGAGUAACAGUGAGCCCCUGUGGUCCAGUGACAGAACAGAGUAAUUUGUCACUGAGCUGCAGCAGUGAUGCCAACCCAGCUGUACAGCACUACCACUGGUAUAAAACUGAUGGACGAACUCACACUCUGAUCGGAAACUCAUCUGUUUUAAACAUGAAAGCCUCCAGAGAUACUACUGCUAUUUUCUGUCAGGCUCAGAAUGAACUUGGGACUGGCAACUCUUCCACCACUGACCUGGAUGUACACUAUCCACCCCAAAACACCACAGUCACAGUGCAGCCUAGUGGUCCAGUGGAAGAAUAUAUGGAUGUGACUUUAACCUGCCACAGUGAAGCCAACCCGUCUGUAAAACAUUACCACUGGUAUAAAGAUGAUAAUGGAACUCACACUCUGAUUGGACACUCAGCGGUGUUAAACAUUAAAGCCUCUAAAGAUACAACUAGAGUUUUCUGUGAAACUCUGAAUGAUCUUGGAACUGAUCGCUCAAUUACCACUCAGCUACUGGUCACAUACAAACCAGGAAACACCAGAGUGACAGUGAGUCCCUCUGGUCCAGUGACAGAACACAGUAAUAUGUCAGUGAGCUGCAGCAGUGAUGCCAACCCAGCUGUACAGCACUACCACUGGUAUAAAACUGAUGGACGAACUCACACUCUGAUUGGAAACUCAUCUGUUUUAAACAUGAAAGCUGCAAGAGAUACUACUGCUAUUUUCUGUCAGGCUCAGAAUGAACUUGGGACUGAUCACUCCUCUGUCACUGACCUGGAUGUACAGUAUCCACCCCAAAACAUCACAGUCACAGUGCAGCCUAGUGCAGUGGAAGAAUAUAACAAUGUGACUUUAACCUGCCACAGUGAAGCCAACCCGUCUGUAAAACAUUACCACUGGUAUAAAGAUGAUAAUGGAACUCACACUCUGAUUGGACACUCAGCGGUGUUAAACAUUAAAGCUUCUAAGGAUAUCACUACAAUUUAUUGUGAAACUCUGAAUGAUCUUGGAACUAAUCGCUCUUCUCUCACUCAACUGCCUGUGAAAUACAAACCUUCAAACACCAGAGUGACAGUGAGCCCCUCUGGUCCAGUGACAGAACACAGUAAUAUGUCAGUGAGCUGCAGCAGUGAUGCCAACCCAGCUGUACAGCACUACCACUGGUAUAAAACUGAUGGAGGAACUCACACUCUAAUUGGAAACUCAUCUGUUUUAAACAUGAAAGCCUCCAGAGAUACUACUGCUAUUUUCUGUCAGGCUCAGAAUGAACUUGGAACUGAUCAUUCCACCAUUUAUGAGCUGGAUGUACAGUAUCCACCCCAAAACAUGGCAGUCACAGUGCACCCUAGUGGUCCAGUGGAAGAACAUAAGAACUGUGACUUUAACCUGCCACAGUGAAGCCAACCCAUCUGUAAAACAUUACCAUUGGUAUAAAGAUGAUAAUGGAACUCACACUCUGAUUGGACACUCAGCGGUGUUAAACAUUAAAGCUUCUAAGGAUAUCACUAAAAUUUUUUGUGAAACUCUGAAUGAUCUUGGAAGUG
Molecule: messenger RNA, 4402 nt
Organism: Boleophthalmus pectinirostris (great blue-spotted mudskipper)
Lineage: Eukaryota; Metazoa; Chordata; Actinopteri; Gobiiformes; Gobiidae
Product: B-cell receptor CD22-like
Exons: 17
Coding region: 54-4256 (1400 amino acids)
Source: RefSeq, a predicted model, not a curated record